CGCCGUGCUGCGCUCCCAGCGACACUCGUCGUGUCCCGCGGGGCCGGAGAUGCUCCCAACGGACGCCUUCGCCGACGAUGUGCUGCGCGUCUUCGGGGCCAACCGCAGCCUGUCGGCCGCGCAGCUCUCCGCGCUGCUGCACCGGCUGGGCGCUGCGCCGGUCCUGGGCGCCGUGCUGCCGCUCACCCACCUGCACCACAACCAGUGCUUGACUGGUGAGGAAAUUUUUUCUUUGCAUGGGAUACCGAACAACAGUCUCAUAUCAAAUUCAAGCUUCUCUACGAUAUGUCCUGCUGUUUUGCAACAGCUCAUUUUUCACCCGUGUGAUGAUCAGGAAAACUUUGUGGAUACAUCUAAACCACAUUCUUUACAAGUUUGGGGAUUUGGGUUCCUGGCUGUGACUAUCAUUAACUUGGCAUCACUUCUAGGACUGAUUUUAACUCCCCUAUUAAAGAAGUCAUAUUUUCCCAAGGUUUUAACCUACUUUGUGGGAUUGGCCAUUGGUACUCUCUUUUCUAAUGCAAUUUUCCAGCUCAUUCCAGAGGCAUUUGGAUUUGACCCAAAAGUAGAUAACUACAUUGAGAAAGCAAUUGCUGUGUUUGGUGGAUUCUAUAUUCUCUUCUUUGUGGAAAGGAUUCUUAAAGUCAUAUUGAAGAUCUAUAACCAGGCUGGCCAUAAUGACUCUGAAAACAGCGGACAGAAUCGUUCUCAGGAGAAGACUAACCCACCCAAACCACUGUCAUCCAGCAAUGGGGGGACAUGUUAUGCAAAUUCAGCCGUCAUAGAGAGCAAUGGAAAUCUUGGUUUUGACAGCAUCAGUGUGGUCUCGGCACAGGAAGAAGCCACCCAAGCCAAUUUAUGCAAGUGCCUUAAUGGACGUCCACUGUCAAAGAUUGGUACCAUUGCUUGGAUGGUAACACUGAGUGAUGCCGUACAUAAUUUCAUAGAUGGUUUGGCUAUUGGUGCUUCUUUUACUUUGUCUCUGUUUCAAGGGCUUAGUACCUCCAUAGCCAUCUUGUGUGAAGAGUUUCCUCAUGAACUGGGGGAUUUUGUCAUCUUGCUUAAUGCAGGAAUGAGUACUCGUCAGGCUCUGUUUUUCAACUUUCUGUCUGCAUGUUCCUGUUACAUUGGGAUGGCUUUUGGUAUAUUAGUAGGCAACAACUUUGCUCCUAACAUCAUCUUUGCCGUAGCUGGUGGAAUGUUCCUGUACAUCUCUCUGGCAGAUAUGUUCCCAGAGAUGAAUGAUAUGCUGCGAGAGAAAGUGACAGGAAGAAAGAUGGAUCUGACAUUCUUCCUUAUUCAGAAUGCUGGUUUACUAACAGGGUUUACUGCUAUACUGAUGAUUACCUUGUAUGCAGGAAAUAUUGAGCUGUGAUAAUGCAAGUGAAAAUGGAAUCAGUACUGAAGACAUCAAGUAAAUUACAAAUGGAAGACACUUGAAAUCCAUAAAGGGAUAUUCUUUUAAUCUACUUGGUUUUGAAAUGGUGACAAGUCCCAUCCUGUCCCCCUUGCUCCAAAUACAGCAAAUUCUUCUUUAGGACUUGCAGUCAAUCCAAAUAGUAGAAGCUGUCAGCUUCUGUACUAUGCCAAAGAACCAAUUCUAAUGUUUUUAUUUCUACUUAAGAUUAACAGACAUACAUGAACUGUCAUAGAGAAAGAAUGUUACUUGGCCAGUAGAAUUAUGCAAUACUUGCAAUUCAAGACCAAAUGAAAGCUGAGGUCUUUCAGGGAAGAUGCUUAUUUAAAAGAAAAUAAUGGAGUCUCAUAUCCUUUUUUAACUGUGAUGAAGGCAAACAGUUUCAAACUAGUUAAUUUUCAUUACUUUUUUUUUUUUUUGGUAGGAUUUGUCUGUGUAGCAUCCCCUUUCCCCACCAAAAAAAGAAGUAUAAAAAAAUCAAACUUUUUCAGAGUAGUUACUAAUGAAGCUAAGAUUUUUAAUUACUAAUUAACACUGGAAGGAAAGAUACCAGUUACUGCUUUUGAUCUUUUCUCUUUAUAAGUGCACUAGGGAAUUGUUGAUUUAUUUUGAGAACCACUUUUCUGAAUUAGAGGAAACCUGUGUUAAAUUUAUGACAAUUUAUCAACUCCGUAAUAUUUUAGAAAUAUUGAUUAUUUUAAAAGUGUUCAAGCAUUUUGUAUUUUAUAAAAAAUGUUUUAUACUUAAGUUCCACAAAUAUCCCUUUUAAAAAUGAAUAUUUUGGGUUAAAAAUUUUAAAGAUUAAGUGUUAGUUUUACGAAGUGAAAUUUAGAAAAAAACCUCGCUGAAAUCAACAUUCCAGUAAGCUUUUUUGUAAUUUGAAUAAUUUCCUUGUGUGCAGUUGGGUGAAAGUAAGUCAUACUGAAAUAUACAAACUCAUCACAAUCUGUUGCAUGUGAGCUUUCUAAAAUCAUACUUAUAUGUAUGAGUUCUUCUGAAAUAAAUGAUUUAGCUACUCUGGUGUUGUAAGAUGUGUGCAAGGAAAUUAAUAAAAAAAAUAUUGCGUUUCAGUUACCACUAAGCUUUAAAGGAAGUGCUGUUAUUCCCUAGUAAGUUACUUUUUUUCGUUGAUUUUUAGGCAAGAUUUACAGCUUCAGAGAAGAUACUGUUUCUUGACGUAUUUCCUGGCAGUAGGAAGGGAUAAAUCUUUUAUUUCUAUUUCAGUAUUAAAGUAUAUUUUCUAUCAGGUAAAAGACUUAUUUUAAUAUUUUAUUUGAAUAUUAUCUGUAAUUACAUUAGAAAAAAUAACUUCUCUACAUGUCUGGUUUAUGAAAGCUUAAAGUUAAACUGCACAGGAGUUGUAAAUGAUACUUAUUUUAAAAUACACUAUAAAUGUUAAUUAUAGUAGUCUCUGAUAUUUGCUGUAUGGAAAAAGCAUUUAUUAGUCACUUUAAGUUUCAGUGAAGAAGAACCCACCCACUCCACAUUCUUUCCUUUAAUUCUUUCUUUCAUUAGAUUCCUUGGUUAUAAGCUGUUUGUAAAUGCUAUUCUUGUAGAUAACAAGAAUGUAACUAUGAAUGUUUAUUGACUUUUGAAAAUCAUUUGCUAAUAAUAUGCCUGCAUGAUAUUUUUUACCUUUAAAUCCAAACAUUUGCAAGGAAUACUUGAUUUUUGUUAUCUCCCUAAGGAGGAGAAACUGAGAUGCAACGAGUCAUUGAAAUAACCUACUUUUAGAUCACAGAGAAGACUAGAGAUGGAACAAAAUAUGAUUUUUCGGGGUAGUGUGCUAGUCACAAAUCAAAUUGCCUUUUCUGCUAGUGGAAUAUUUAGUAGGUAAGAAAGCUUUUUGAUUUCUCUCAAGCUGGUUUGUCUGUAUAAUCUUUGUUAUUAUGUUUGUCCAGUGCAUAUACAAUAAAUCUAUUCCAAUUCUAGGA
Messenger RNA from Strigops habroptila (Kakapo), 3351 nucleotides. It is a transcript of the gene SLC39A8, whose product is annotated as solute carrier family 39 member 8. The transcript has 8 exons. The record is from RefSeq and is a predicted model, not a curated record. Gene Ontology annotation, molecular function: zinc ion transmembrane transporter activity. Gene Ontology annotation, biological process: intracellular zinc ion homeostasis; zinc ion import across plasma membrane. NCBI's taxonomy places the organism in Eukaryota, Metazoa, Chordata, Aves, Psittaciformes, Psittacidae. Gene Ontology annotation, cellular component: membrane. The coding region runs from base 50 to 1375 and encodes 441 amino acids.